AUGAACGAGUCAAAAAUAACAGCAAAGAAAUCUACAUUAUUACCAGGAAAGUGCAAUGAAAUUAUUUGCGAACACGUAACAACACAAUCAGGACAAAGUUUCUGUUUGCAGGAAGGUACCCGUUCGGCCUAUGGAAACUUUGCACAAAGCAAAUCCGUUGUCUCCAGUUCAGUGUAUGGCGAUGACCUGGCGACUUAUAAUCAAAUGAGAUUAACUGAUGGCGACCAAAUAGCAAUAAAUUCAUACUGUGCCGCGACAAAGAAAGAGAGUACUCCAUGGUUGAGGAUAGAUCUAGGCAAUACUUAUCAAAUUGAUCAUGUUCUUGUAUUCAAAGGUUGGUUUUGGGAUGAACCAUGUCAGACAUAUGAGGUCCGAGUUGGAGCAAAGACGACAUGGAACGACAUGAUGUCAUGUGGAGAAGGCUCACAAGAAAGAGAUGAAACUAUCAUCUGCAAAGACUGCCUACUUGGUCGUUAUGUCCAACUGCAACUAAAAUCAACAGAUAGCAACUGUCAUAUUGUCUUAUGUGAAAUGGAGGUUAUUGGAGCGGUUGUGUAAAGAGCAUUUUAUAAAAAUGAAAGGUUACAAGUAAUGAUUUAUGUAAGAUUUACAGGUUUUAACUGCCAGUUUAUAUUCACCUGGAACAUAUUUUUGAAUUGCAACGCGUUAUUUCAUAAUAUGUGAAAGCUAACAUAAGAGUAAACAGAUGUUAUUGCCCAUUUUGUUCAGAUGUGCUCCCCCUUGUUCAAUUUCUCUAAUGAUGUUUUGAUUGCCCCGCUUUAUAGUACAAGAGAGUCUGUGGGAAUCAAAUCCGGGACUACUGCUGCAUUAACGUUGCAUUUCUCUCUCCUAAAGCUGUUUUCAUCCUUGAAGACCCACCCCAAGUUCUUAUUUGACAUUUGCGUGACUUUCACCUGCUAGCCCAGGGUGACAGAUGAAAGACUUCCCAGGGAAGAGCCUUGCUUAGUGUCAUCGGAGGUUUAAGUCCUUUUAAAAAGGAGGAAUGUGGAGGUCAGACGGGAUCGGUCCCGUGCCUCCUGGAUUUCCAGUCAUGUACUCUACCUACCGAAGAAUCUGACCACCGAUAUCUAACCCGUUUGUCUGCUGCAUUUGUUUUAAAGAAAUUUUCAUUUUAUGGUCAUUUUUUAAAUCAGGUAUUAUUAUAUUUUAUGUAACA
Messenger RNA from Saccostrea cuccullata (small rock oyster), 1177 nucleotides. RefSeq lists its product as uncharacterized. The coding region runs from base 1 to 558 and encodes 185 amino acids. The record is from RefSeq and is a predicted model, not a curated record. The transcript has 4 exons. NCBI's taxonomy places the organism in Eukaryota, Metazoa, Mollusca, Bivalvia, Ostreida, Ostreidae.